AUGUGCGAGACAUCAAACCCAUCUCCAUCUCCUGCUGCUCAGACGCUUGAAGCUACCACUGGUUUGAACUGGAGCUGCGUAGCCUGCACGAUGGUGAAUCCCAUUGGCAUGCGAGUCUGCGCAGUCUGUGGGACACUGAAUCCACGACCGGUUUUUCCAUUAGGUUUGAGACUAUGCUCGUCGAAGGCACUUAAGAGCGAAGAAAAUGCGUCGUUGUCGUCUUCUAGUGAGGAGAUUGAUGAAGACAGUGACAAUUCAGUGCAGGAUGCACGCACGUGUGGCUGCAAGAAUUUUGAUACGCUUUCUGAUGGACACACAUGCUCAAAGUGCUUUAUGCAACGAUCAAAGAUAGCAAAAAAGUCUAUUGAUAAGGUAGAAAAUGUAAAGAACAACGUCGACAAGAAGACGCAAUUAAAUAAACAGAAGCGAUGUAAACGCAAAGUGCAGGACCGAAUGAAGGUGGCGUAUGGGAUUUCUCUUUUUGAGCUAAAGAAGCUUAUAACAGAACCCAGCAGCAGUCGCUUAACCAUCACAUUGCAGACGUUGACGCAUACACUGGCAAUGAUGGAUGCUUCGGCCGACAAUGAGUGGGCAGACAGGAACUCAUUUCUAAUUCAUGGCUUUAGUAGUGAACGACUGUCUGAUACUGCAAAAGAUCCAGAGCUUUUAACGGUACUCGUAAAUAUAUUUCGAGGGCAAGAUCGGACGUACCCGGGGGAAGUGAGGCAUUUGGCAAUACAGUCUAUAAAUUAUUUAAUGAAAUUGGAUCGGCACAUUUUUGAGCGAGGACAAAUGGAGGAAGUAGUCAGACUAUAUAUCUCCGAUUUAUCAGCCUGGAACAAUCAAGGUAAUAUAGGUACUGGAAGCGGUAGUGAUCUGAAGAUUUCGCAAAUGAUUGUGGAGGAAUGUCUUAGUGGCUUAUCGAGUGCAUGUAAUGCUGAAGCGUUUGCUGUCCGUGAAUUGCUGGCGCACAACAAUUUGGAUGAGUAUCUGAAAUUUUUACUAAGUUUAGUUGAUGGAAAUGAAGAAGGCAGCGUUUUUCAUCCUAAUACUGUUAUGACGGCUCUCGAUAUCUUACAGAAAUGUUGCGUGAAGCUGCGAUGGAGAGAAAAUAUACAACAUGAACAUUAUCUGAAAAAUGACAAUGAAGCUCAUUGGGCAGCAUCAUUUAAUUCGGUUGGCGAAUUUACAUCAGCGCUAGCAACAAAGUUGAUUGUGUUUUUGCAUCAUGCUCUUCAGCAUAAGCACAUUCCAUUGCGUGUCAAAGCAGCAAAGUGUUUGAUGCUCAUAUUUGACUUUAUAUCUCGUGAAGAUCCCGAAUCAAUUGUAAAGCUAGUGACAUCUGAAUUGUUGCUUAAGUUCGUUGCAGUUAUUGUAAAAUAUGACGGCGAAGAGUCGGAAGAUUCACGACUCGCAAUGGUAAAUCUGUUGUUACAUUUAUUCGACACUUCUGCGCAACUUGUUCAAAUAUUUGUACGGAAGAACAUUUAUGUUGAGCUUUUUAAUAACAUGCUUCAAUUACUUCAAUCUUCGUCAAAAGGUCUGCGGACCAGCACUCUAAAGCUCAUUUUUGUGCUGACGCGCUCAGUAUGUACAAAUCAUACGUUGCGAUCUACGAAAAAUUCACAGCGCCAACAUACAAAUGGAUCGCCAAGUUUAGCGAAACAAAACAUCCUAUGUAAGGAAGGUUUUGGGUCAGGAUUGCCACGAAAAAGGCAAAGUCGCCAGCGUUUGAACUCUCUGACGGAUCCUGAUGUGCCAUCUACUCUACUGCAUGAAUUUAUUCGAGUCGAUUCGAUUGCUGCUGUGAAUGUGCUUCUGAACGAUGGCGUAGACUUGAACCCUCAAACAACAUUUGAUGAGAAAGGAAACGAAAUUGAUAAGCCUCUUAACGUUGCAGUGGAGUUUGCGUCGCUUGACAUGAUAGGAAUUAACGGCACGGCGCUGCAUGUUGCAGCUCGAUGCGGGCGUUGUGAUAUCGCUGCUAUCUUGCUGCAAUGUGGAGCACGAGUGCAGGCUAAAGAUCGAAAAACGAAUACUGUCAUGGAUGUGGCUAAUGCAACUGACAAAGAAGCAAGCGAAACGUUCGGCAGAUAA
This is a messenger RNA of Plasmopara halstedii, 2097 nucleotides long. Its product is annotated as Zinc finger, RanBP2-type. The coding region runs from base 1 to 2097 and encodes 698 amino acids. The transcript is spliced from 3 exons. Lineage: Eukaryota; Oomycota; Peronosporomycetes; Peronosporales; Peronosporaceae. Gene Ontology annotation, molecular function: protein binding. The record is from RefSeq and is a predicted model, not a curated record.